CAGUCCCAGACCCUGAAGUUGGGGGAGGCAACGUCGGGCCUGGGGACCGUUACCCCUCAAGGUUCUUUCGCUGGGACCCAACCAGGUCAGUCCGGAGUAGAGAGCGGCGCAUCAUCCACCAGCUCAUUGACGAGCGGCUUUGAGGGCUCUGCUGAGGGGUCUACUGUUUCCGGCUCCAAUACGCAGCCCUAUGCACAGUCAGGUGGCGUGUCCGGCGCCAACUCCGGAUCUCCUCAGGGAUUUGCAUCCACACCCCAGCCAAAUGGCGGCAGCUCGGAGUCUCACAGUCCGACACGUCUGCAGCUUCUGCACAGCAGAACGAACUGUCUACUGCUACGGAGCACAGCAGAUGUCCUUCCAGUCACGAUUCCAACCCUGUUGCCCCCACCUAUUCACCACGGUGGCGGCAGCAACGGCCACGGCAGCAGUCAGCAAGGGCACUUACCGGGGAAUAAGACACCCGCAUCCACACCGAUCCCCUCGGCCAGUAUCUAGUCCACCACACAAGAGUGUAUCCUCUUUGGCAUCGCUCAGGGGAGGCACCACCGCGACCCAGAUCACGGCGACCCCACUCUUUACGGGGGCCGCGCCUAGAACCUCGAAAGAGAUUUCUGGCCUACUGGCCGUUCUUUGGAUGCUGCCAGUAUGAGCUUUGUAACCACACCCAUCUUUUUCGGGUCAAUCCCAUCUUU
This is a messenger RNA of Aspergillus heteromorphus CBS 117.55, 692 nucleotides long. RefSeq lists its product as uncharacterized. Lineage: Eukaryota; Fungi; Ascomycota; Eurotiomycetes; Eurotiales; Aspergillaceae. Bases 191 to 649 code for a protein of 152 amino acids. The record is from RefSeq and is a predicted model, not a curated record. The transcript has a single exon.